UAUAUGGAUCGGGUGGGUCAUUUCUUCUUUAAUGCUAAUGUAUAAACAGAAACUCCACUAGUACCCCAACUUAUGAAGUCCAAAGAUAAGAUCUAACACUAUUAAAUUGUUAAUUUUUGCUUAAAAAAAAAAAACACAGAGAAGGGAAAAGAAAAAAGAAAAAAAAAUAAAAGUGAACUGAAAAAAUGCAACAGAGCCCGAAGCUGUAAGAGCAGCUUUUCUUUUCCAUCUCAACCACGCCACCAAACAUACCUUGUUUCUCGCACUUCUAUGUAUCUAUCUAUCUCUCUCUAAAUAUACAUACAUACAUAUAUAUAUAUAUAUAUAUACUCACACACACUCACACAGUCACAUACAUAAAGGAGUUGUGUUGUGAUAGAACAGUGAGACUAGUAUUUUUCUAGUGCACAAAACAGUUUUCGAGAUCCAGCAUCGGAGAAGUGCGAUUUUCCUGGAAAAUCGUCCCCGUGAUUUCUCGAUUCCCGGAAAAUCUCCUGUCACUUCAGGGGUGAGUGUUACCGAAGAAAGCUAGUAUUUUACACUCAUCCGGCGCAUUUUAGCAUCUGAUUACCACCAGCGUGUUCGGAUUGGUCCUCUCUCUACUUGUUUUCUCUCUGAAUCACACAAAACAACAAAAUCGAUGACCUGAACUGUCACAAGCAUGCUGAUUUCUGAAGAUUCUUCUACUGAAUCUUGAGACGAGGGCUCACCGACUAUACGAAUCUGUGAUUAUUUUGAUUGAGCUAUUUGCGGGUGAAGAUGAUGUCUAGGGUUUUGUCACUGAGGCAUGUGUUGAUGGUGUCUCUGGCACUGAAUGUUGGGCUAAUAUUGAGGGUUGCUUAUGAGGGUGAGAUUCAGAGAGCAGAACGGAGUCUUCACGGCGGGUUAUGUUUCGAGGAUGGAGAGAAGAACAGAGGAGGAUGGACUUCCAUGGCCGAUUUUUCAAAGGACAAGGCGCACCUUAGCCAGAAAAAUCUGCUCCUCAAGUCGCCGUCGUCUUCAACUGUUCGUACGGAAGCUCAAGAUGGCGGGGAAAUAGUUAUCAAUCUGGACCAUGGCGAUCCGACAAUGUAUGAGAGGUUUUGGCAGCAAAUGGGAGACAAAACCACAGUUGUGAUCUCUGGAUGGCAAUCCAUAAGUUAUUUUUCCGAUGUCAGAAACCUGUGCUGGUUUUUGGAGCCUGAAUUUGCGAAAGCGAUUAUUAGAUUGCACAAAGUGGUCGGGAAUGCCAUCACUGAAGACCGUCACAUUGUGGUUGGAACAGGUUCGACACAACUUUUUCAGGCUGCACUGUAUGCUCUCUCUCCGCCAAAUGCGUCUGAGCCCAUGAACGUGGUCUCUGCUGCCCCGUACUACUCGUCCUACCCAUUGGUGACUGACUUCCUGAAGUCCGGGCUCUAUAAAUGGGCUGGUGAUGCGCACGCAUUUACUAAAGAUGAGCCCUACAUUGAGCUUGUGACAUCCCCGAACAACCCUGACGGAUUUACAAGGCAACCUGUGGUAAACGGAAAUGAUGGAAUUUUGAUUCAUGAUUUUGCUUACUACUGGCCACAAUACACUCCAAUUUCUUUUCCUGCAGACCACGACCUCAUGCUGUUCACUGUAUCCAAAAGCAUGGGUCAUGCUGGGACGCGCUUAGGUUGGGCUCUUGUUAAAGAUCGUGAAGUAGCAAAAAAAAUGACCAAAUUCAUAGAGCUGAACACCAUUGGUGUCUCCCAAGAUUCACAGCUCCGAGCAGCAAAGAUUUUGCAAGCCGUCUCGGAUAGCUAUGACCAUGCUAGCAAACCUGAAGGGGGUGAACUCUUCUUUGAUUAUAGCCAUAACCAAAUGGCAAAGAGGUGGAAGCAACUGAGAGAAGCAGUGAAACAGAGUCGGCUUUUUAGUUUGCCGGACUUUCCUCUCGGGUUGUGCAGCUUUAGUGGUCAAACUUUUGAACUGCAACCUGCUUUUGCAUGGUUGAAAUGUGAAAGGGAAAUUGAAGAUUGCGAAAGCUUCCUUCGCAGCCACAAGAUAUUAACUAGAGGAGGGAAGCAUUUUGGGGUUAGCUCAGAAUACGUUAGAAUUAGUAUGUUGGAGCGCGAUAAAAUGUUCGAUCUCUUCACAGAGAGGUUAUCGAAAAUCCUCUCGUGACAGUCUUCAAGUAAGCUGGUCCUUCGCCACAGGGAGAGGUAUGGAGAGUGAGUGAGAUAAAAUGUUUGUUCUCUUCACAGAGAGCUUAUCCAUGAUCCUCUCAUGACAGUCCUCGAGUAAGCUGGUCCUUCGCCAAGAGGAGAGGUAUGGCGAGUGAGCCAUACAUGUAUUUAUUAAAAAGAGUUAUUUUUGCUGACCUUUUCUGAGAUCUCCAUAAUGUUAUUCAUAUGAUUUUGAGAGAUUGAUAAUCUAUUUUAUUAGUUUAUGUGAUGAUUUAACUUCUGUUA
Messenger RNA from Cornus florida, 2417 nucleotides. RefSeq names its product tryptophan aminotransferase-related protein 2. The record is from RefSeq and is a predicted model, not a curated record. Gene Ontology annotation, molecular function: transaminase activity; carbon-sulfur lyase activity. NCBI's taxonomy places the organism in Eukaryota, Viridiplantae, Streptophyta, Magnoliopsida, Cornales, Cornaceae. The transcript has 6 exons. Bases 760 to 2130 code for a protein of 456 amino acids. Gene Ontology annotation, biological process: amino acid metabolic process.